UGUGAUGAAUUAAAAAUGGCUGAAAUAUCGAAGAGUGCAGAAUAUCAGAGUUUCAGAAGCUCGGUACCGCAGAGAAAGAUUGUUGUUGACGAUGACAACAGUAAAGAAUGGAUUUUGUACGACGCUGGGCCUCGCAGUGUCAAAUGUCCGCUCUUCUGUUUCCCUCCUGCGAGUGGGACAGCCGACGUCUUCUUCCGCCAGCUGUUAGCGCUGUCAGUCGCAGGAUACAGAGUCAUUGCCGUUGAGUAUCCGGUCUACUGGACAAUGACGGAAUUCUUACACGGCUUCCGGCGACUACUCGAUCAUUUACAACUAGACAGAGUUCACAUUUUUGGAGCAUCCCUGGGUGGAUUUUUGGCCCAAAAGUUUGCUGAAUUUUCCUGUAGAUCUCCAAGAGUGGCGUCCAUUAUUUUGUGCAAUUCAUUUUAUGACACAGCAAUAUUUAAUCAGACCAGCUCGGCAACUACGUUUUGGAUGAUGCCUGCGUUGUUCCUGAAGAGGAUGGUCAUGGGCAACUUUAACAAGGGGAUGAUGGACAACGGAAUUGCUGACUCCGUGGAUUUCCUUGUAGAAAAGCUGGACCAGUUGUCUCAGCCAGAGCUGGCUUCGAGGUUGACCCUCAACUGUAUGAGCUGUUACGUGGAGCCACAGAAGUUAAGCAAUGUUACCAUUACUGUUAUCGAUGUGUUUGAUGACUGCGCUUUAUCGACCGCCGUCAAGGAAGAGAUGUACAAAUGUUACCCGAGUGCCAAACGGGCUCAUCUCAAAUCUGGCGGCAACUUUCCCUAUCUCAGUCGUAGUGUUGAAGUGAAUAUAUUCAUUCAGAUUCAUUUACAACAGUUUUUGGAAACUCCUUACAGAGCCAAAGAACUAACGGAUGAGGAGCAGGAGAAUUUGAAUACACAGGAUUGUAUUGUUGAACGCAACAGUGUCGUCGGACAGGACAGUGAUACGCUUAAUGUGUAUUCCCGUCUCCGAUCUCAACCGCUGCUCUAUCCCGUGUUUGUUGAUUCGUUUCCACGCACUCGGAUCAUAGUGUUUCCUCAUGUGAGUCCGAACAGACUGAACACAAACAUCUGCCCACAUGAUCUGUUCACGAUAGCUGCAGUUACAGCUGCAAAUAAUGUAAUUUUGAAGAAAAAAAUCUCGAUGUCACAAGGCUCCUGCUGUUUCUGUAAGCGACAAAAGAAGGUAUCACCCUCGCCAGGCAUUUAUGAUGGGUACGAAAUCGUAGAAAUUCGCAACAAACGAUAUCUGAGAAUUCUGCAUCUGAACCCAAAACCACGAGAUGAGAAGUUUGAAAAAGAUAUGCAAAGCUACUUGCGUAUCAAGGAACGUGGAUGUCAUCCCAUGCCCACAAUGUCAGGUCCGCUUAAGAUGCCGAGAAGGAGAAUGUCAAUCAAUCAGAAUGCAUUACCAGAAGUGCCUGCCGAUCCCCAUUCUGAGGCACAGACUCCUGUAUUACCUGGGGACAGUACGGGUAGUCCAUGGUUUUCUAAAGAAUCUUCAUUCAGAAACACAACGCCAAGCGUGGGCGAGAAGACACCUGCAGCUGUGAGGUCAGCAUCAGGAGUGCAGGUUGCCGUCAAUCAUAAGAUGUCCGGUACUGCGCCAGCCGAAAAUGGGACUGUACCGAAUCUGGAGAACCCCAUUCCUCGUGAACUUACCGACCAAGAUUUGAAGCUUCAGGAGAAUCUGACUGAGCUACACGAUCAACACGAUUCAUGCUCCAUUCAGGAUCUUGUGUUGUUUUUCCUCCAUGGGGUAGGAGGGUCCAGUGACAUUUGGAAACCACAGUUGAAUUAUUUUUCGUCUCUGGGGUAUGAGAUUGUUGCUCCCGACCUGAUUGGCCAUGGACUGAGUUCAGCUCCGAGAAAUCAAAGUGCCUAUCACUUCGAUGAAAUAUUGGCAGAUCUUACAGCGGUGUUUGAUAAAAACUGCAAUAGAAAAAAUGUCAUAAUUGCUCAUUCUUAUGGAUGUUCCUUUGCUGCUGUCCUCGGUCGGCAUCGGUCCCGACGGGUGACGAAACUCGUGCUGAUCAGCGGAGGGAGCCCCACCCCUCUGUGUCCCCAACCCGGUGUCUUCACACUCCCACUGUGUAUGCUGGCCUGUUUACGACCCUGUGUGCAGUGUAGAUACAAGAAGGGAGCGUUAAACAGUACAAAGGAGCCGGCGAUCCCCCCAGAGGAGGCGUUUGCGAUCCCGACCUACGUUCUACAGCACACUAUGAACGGACAGAUCUGGCCAGAGGGUGACGAGUUCUUUCACAACUGGCUCAUGUGUCCCGCUCUGCUCAUCUACGGACUGCGCGACCAGCUAAUCUCUCUGGAGGAGGAGAAAGAUAUGGAGGAGGCUAUAUACGACUCGCACCUUGAAGUGAUAGAAGAUGCCAGUCAUAUGGUGAUGAUUGAGGUGCCGGACAAGGUGAACGACCUCAUACACACGUUCCUCCAGCACGGUUUGAACACGGAGCUCACACUCAGCCCCAAACACGAGCCGACUGAGCGGAGAUACAGCUGUAUUUCUCAACAGUCCAUGAAGUCGGCAAAGUCAGGAGGAAAAACGAUGAGAUAACAAAAAUAUUUUGAUUAUUAUCGGAGUUGGUCCUAAAGGAGGUUGACGAACCCUUAGAAUACGUGUUGAAGAGUGUAUUUAUGUUGUGAGACUGACCAAGUCUUGAUAAUAUGGUUAAGGUUGUUGUUAUAAUAAAGCUCGUCUGGUCAUAUUCGGCACUGACUGUAUGCAAUUAUAUGGUGUUUGUUUCUUCUAUAUGGGCCAGAAUGUUUAUUGUAGGGGGGUCUAGGAGAACUCAAAAACUAGGGUUCAGCGGCUUUAAAAACAACAAAUUGUUACUGUUACUUUAUUUACAUGCCUAUAUCCAAAAGAGGUUCAGGCACAUCAAAUUGUAAACUGCUUGAAAGAUUAAUCUGAUUAUCUCCCUUCGAUUAAACAGGGUUUUUGCUUGUUCACCGUUACUGAAUUAGACAUUAUGAGUUCAAAUCAAAAAAAUUUCAUUGGUAAAAUGAAUUACAUAUGUAUUUCCAUUGAUGCAUUAUGAUGUUCAUGCAGGGUAGAUGCAAGAUAUAUGGUUUUGAUAAACCUUUUAAUAUUAUGGGGGAAAGUGUCUCGAUUAGUUCCAAACUUAGUUUUGAAGAUAAUUCAAGGUGCUUCAUCUCAAUUGUUUGGUCUUUUAUAGCAACUGUGAUAAAAGUCUUGGCUGUGAUAAUAUAUGUUUUCUUUUUUCUACAAAAUAAAAUUAUUGUCACCAA
Molecule: messenger RNA, 3269 nt
Organism: Gigantopelta aegis
Lineage: Eukaryota; Metazoa; Mollusca; Gastropoda; Neomphalida; Peltospiridae
Exons: 14
Molecular function (GO): catalytic activity
Source: RefSeq, a predicted model, not a curated record